Messenger RNA from Mesocricetus auratus (golden hamster), 1054 nucleotides. RefSeq names its product clathrin light chain B (gene Cltb). The record is from RefSeq and is a predicted model, not a curated record. Gene Ontology annotation, biological process: intracellular protein transport; clathrin-dependent endocytosis; clathrin coat assembly. Gene Ontology annotation, cellular component: postsynaptic endocytic zone cytoplasmic component; plasma membrane; synaptic vesicle membrane. Bases 92 to 781 code for a protein of 229 amino acids. The transcript is spliced from 6 exons. NCBI's taxonomy places the organism in Eukaryota, Metazoa, Chordata, Mammalia, Rodentia, Cricetidae. Gene Ontology annotation, molecular function: structural molecule activity; clathrin heavy chain binding.
GCUGCAGCCGCAGUGACAGGCGAGCCGGGCGGGUGACGGGAAGUGCGGGCCGCGGGCGCGGGCGGGAGGUGACAGCAGCCACGCGGGGAAGAUGGCUGAGGACUUCGGCUUCUUCUCGUCGUCGGAGAGCGGGGCCCCCGAGGCCGCCGAGGAGGACCCGGCGGCCGCCUUUCUGGCCCAGCAGGAGAGCGAGAUUGCUGGCAUCGAGAAUGACCCGGGUUUCGGGGCACCUGCCGGCAGCCAGGUGGCCUCUGCGCAGCUGGGACUCGCGAGCGGGGCUGGCUCUGAGGACAUGGGGACUACAGUCAACGGAGAUGUGUUUCAGGAGGCCAAUGGGCCUGCCGAUGGCUAUGCUGCAAUUGCCCAGGUGGACAGGCUGACUCAGGAGCCUGAGAGCAUCCGGAAGUGGAGAGAGGAACAGAAAAAAAGGCUGCAGGAGCUGGAUGCUGCCUCCAAGGUGACUGAACAGGAGUGGCGGGAGAAGGCCAAAAAGGACCUGGAGGAGUGGAACCAGCGCCAAAGCGAGCAAGUUGAGAAGAACAAGAUCAACAACAGGAUUGCUGACAAAGCCUUCUACCAGCAGCCAGAUGCUGAUAUCAUUGGCUAUGUGGCAUCUGAAGAGGCUUUUGUGAAGGAAUCCAAGGAGGAGACCCCAGGCACGGAGUGGGAGAAGGUGGCCCAGCUGUGUGACUUCAACCCCAAGAGCAGCAAGCAGUGCAAAGACGUGUCCCGCCUGCGCUCGGUGCUCAUGUCACUGAAGCAGACACCACUGUCCCGCUAGGUGCCUGCUCCAAGGACGGCCACAAAGCAUGGGCCUUGCUGAGGCAGAGGAGCGGCUGCUUCAGCCAGCGGGGAACUUCCUCAGACAGCUGCCACACACAGCCUGUUCUGUUCCUCUGCACCUCUGGGAGCUGGGAAGUGGGACCCUCACCCCUUUCAACCCCCACUCCCUCCUGGCCCCAUGUCCCAGCCCUCAUGACUCCUCUCAGUCCACUCAAUUGUGACUGUCCCUCCUGAUGUAUUUUUUCUUGGCUUAAAGGGUAUGUUAACUCUU